This is a messenger RNA of Rhincodon typus (whale shark), 2433 nucleotides long. Its product is annotated as tomoregulin-2-like. Lineage: Eukaryota; Metazoa; Chordata; Chondrichthyes; Orectolobiformes; Rhincodontidae. Gene Ontology annotation, molecular function: protein binding. Bases 358 to 1473 code for a protein of 371 amino acids. The record is from RefSeq and is a predicted model, not a curated record. The transcript has 10 exons.
GCCCGGGCGGCUCAUCAAUAACAAGUUUCCGAGCGCGAGGGGAGAACACAGACACAGAGGCAGAGGGAGAGCGAGCUGCCAACCGUCAACCGACCGCGAGAGCGCGAGCGCCCAGCCCAGCCCGGCCAGCCCCAGAUACACUGACAACCACACACACACACACACACACACACACACAGGGAGAGACGAGGGUCUACAGCCGCGGAGGAGCCUUCGCCGCAACCAUCACCGCCGCUGGACACACAUGUGGUGGUGCUGCUUGCUGCGUCCAGGAUGCGUGAUGUGCCCUGUGUAAGAUGGUGGGGUCGGAGAGCCUGGGAUUGAGCCGAGCUCCGCGAUCCGCCGCCGCCUGUCGACAUGGUGGAGUCCCACCCGCCAGGCUGGCCACCUCUUCACCCGGACCACCGCGCGGGCUUGCUGCUGGCGAUGCUGACCCUGUCCAUGCUCCCCGUCCAACUCUCUGCUUACCCCACCUCCCUGAGCGACUGUCAGACACCCACCGGCUGGAACUGCUCGGGUUUUGAUGACCGAGAACACGACUUGUUUCUUUGCGACAUUAAUGCGUGUCAGUUUGGUGGGGAGUGUUUGCGGAUCGGAGAGACGAUAACCUGCGACUGCCAGCUCAAGUGCAGCACUGAUUAUGUGCCAGUGUGCGGCUCCAAUGGCUAUACCUACCAGAACGAGUGUUACCUGCGACAGGCUGCGUGCAAACAGCAAAGUGAAAUAAAGGUGCUGGGGGAAGGAUCUUGUCCCAACGAUAUGGGAUCAGGUUCUGGAGAUGGAGGAAAUGAAGGUUCUGGAGAAACCAUUCUGAAGAAAACCUCAUCAUGUGAUAUUUGCCAAUUUGGAGCAGAAUGCGAUGAAGAUGCAGAAGAUGUUUGGUGUGUGUGCAACAUUGACUGUUCCCGCAUCAGUUUCAACCCUGUAUGUGCUUCUGAUGGUAAAUCCUAUGAUAACCCUUGUCAGGUUAAAGAGGCAUCUUGCCAGAAUCAGGAAUUCAUAGAAGUCACUCAUUUGGGAAGAUGUCCAGAAAACGCAACCACAGGUACGAAAACUGAAGAUGGGCUUUAUGCAAGAACUGAUUACACAGAAAAAAAUGCCAAUAAAUUAGAAAAACCUGCCCGGGGACUAUUUAUCCCAUGUCCCAAUCACUUGGAUAAUCUUUGUUUACAUGGAAAAUGUGAAUACUUGAUUAAUAAACAGGAACCAUCUUGCAGCUGUGAAACAGGUUUUAAAGGACCACGCUGUGAACAAAAAGAGUUUAAUGUUUUGUACGUAGUUCCUGGAGCUGGAAAACUUCAGUAUGUCUUAAUAGCAUCCAUCAUUGGAGCUGUGCAGGUGGCCAUCAUUUUGAUUGUUGUUCUUUGCAUAACAAGAAAAUGUCCCCGGGGCAACAGAAUUCAAAGACAGAAGCAAAAUGCAACACAUUACAGUUCCGACAACACAACAAGAGCAUCAACAAGAUUAAUUUAAAAAAAGCAUGAUUGUACAGCUGCAAAAAUAAUUACACAGAGUUUGGACUAUUAUCAUACAAGAUGGAACAACACAUGUUGCCUUGCAUUUGUGGUAUACUACACCAAUGAAUACAUAUACUACAGUUAUAUUUGAUUAUGUCUGAAUAUAUUUCAAAUAGUAUAUAGUGUCUUGAUGUGUUUUUCUGUAAUAAAAAUAAAUGGUUAACGAUUUAUAUCACAAUAUUGAUUUAAUUUGCACAUGAAGAACUAUAAAGCUGGACUAAUGGAAAAUAAAUACUUCUGUGAUGUUUCUGAAUUUUUUAAAAGAUGAAAUGUGCUUUGAAUUUUUUUUAAGAAGCAAGUAAUUUGUAUGCUCAGUCAGAUAUUACCUAUGUUAAGUAGAGAAAAUAAGAUUCUAUACUGUUAAUUAAAAAAUUAAUUUUGGGAAGCUAUGAGUUAACCAGGGGUUCUACCAUAAUUUUUUUUACUCACUUGUUACCAAGGCCAGUGAGCUUAAGAAGAUCCAUACAUUUAUAAAGAACAUUGCUAUUUAUCUGAAUUCAAUAGUAUUGUAUACAUGACAGUGUAACACAUCGUGACAAAAAGGAUCAGUCAACAAGGCUCUCUCAAUUUAAACAGAUAAACUACAAUAAGUGUAAUUAGUGAAGUAUCCUAUUUUAUAUUGUGUGUGCUUUUGCACUAGCCUAAUUCAAAAUGCACCUUUUACAUAAACACAAGAACGUACAUUUUAAAAGCAACUUUUACCAAUUGCUUACAGGUCACCCUUAGUCAAAAACAAUGAUUAAAUGUGUUGCAUUGACCAAAGUGGUAGUAACUAGAGAAUCACACAUGUACUUUUUGAUAAUGACAAAGAAUAGUUAGGGCAUUGUUUUGCUCUGUUAUGGAUCCUCAUUUGAAAUAUACAUUUCCAGUGCUAACGUUUCAUAAUAAUAUGAAAAAAUAAAAAUAUUACUUCAGA